This is a messenger RNA of Erpetoichthys calabaricus (reedfish), 1978 nucleotides long. RefSeq names its product G-protein coupled receptor 54-like. Lineage: Eukaryota; Metazoa; Chordata; Cladistia; Polypteriformes; Polypteridae. Bases 723 to 1811 code for a protein of 362 amino acids. Gene Ontology annotation, molecular function: G protein-coupled peptide receptor activity. The record is from RefSeq and is a predicted model, not a curated record. Gene Ontology annotation, biological process: neuropeptide signaling pathway. Gene Ontology annotation, cellular component: membrane. The transcript is spliced from 5 exons.
AGCCCACCAUCAGUCAAACCAACAAAAAGUCGAGGCGUGACGUCAAAGUCGGAUUGCCCCCCCCCCGCCCAGUGCGCAGGUCAAACCACGCCGCCGCCCCCUUCUCCUGCUCUGGGGGGGUCUCUCGUGUUCAGCCCCCCCUGCCAGCAGGUACCUAUAAAUAACACCAGGAUGGUCUGCUGAGCCAUCGGCUCUCCGAAAAGCAGCCGGCGACAGCGGAAGGCAAAUGGCAUCUGAGCUGCUCGAGCACACCUGAAGUUACUGUUGAGUCAAGGCGCUAUAUCUGUCAGCACACCAGGAGUCAGAAGACCAAAAAACUCAUGAAAAGCUGCCUGCCUUCGUUCAGAUGGACCCCCGGGGGCUCGCUGGGGUCUCCGACACGUCUGACAUCGAGAGCUGGCGGCGAGUCGCCGUCAAUUUUGUUGCGCCCUUCACCUGCCAUUUAAGCUUCUGUCUGGUAAGCGACACUGUGCUCUCGAUCAAGAUGAAAGGCGCUAUAUAAUCGAACGACGGCCUUGAGGGUGUUCGUCGCCGUCAGAUGUUUCCAUUUCAUCUUCCUCCAUUUUACGUAAGUCAGGGUCCGGGUGUCUUUAUUCUGCAGCCCUCUCGCCCUCCUCUCCUCCACUUUAUCUCUGCCUGUCCGAAGAGAAGACGAACUCAAAAGCGCCGCUCCGACUUCAGCCCCCCAGUCUGAUGAGGACAAUUCCACCUUCUUCAUAGACAUGUCCGAGGAGACAGCCGGGCAGCUCAAUGGCUCCUCAUGCAACGAGUCGGGAUCGCCGAUCUGCCGGAACGCCUCGACCCCCGCGGCUCAGCCACCUCUCCUGAUGGACGCCUGGCUGGUGCCCCUGUUCUUCGCGCUCCUCAUGGUGGUGGGGCUGGCGGGUAACUCGCUGGUCAUCUACGUGAUCACGAAGCACAAGCAGAUGAGGACUGUGACCAACUUCUACAUAGCUAACCUGGCAAUGACCGACAUUAUCUUCCUCGUGUGCUGCGUGCCCUUCACUGCCAUGCUGUACCCCAUGCCCAGCUGGGUCUUUGGAGAGUUCAUGUGCAAGUUUGUCAAUUACAUCCAGCAGGUGUCUGCCCAAGCGACCUGCGUGACGCUGACCGCCAUGAGCGUUGACCGCUGGUAUGUCACAGUCUACCCGUUCCGCUCCCUGCGGCAGAGGACUUCGAGGGUGGCUGCCACUGUCAGCCUCGGGAUUUGGCUGGGCUCAUUCGUGGCAUCCAUCCCAGUGCCCGUGUACCACCGCAUCAGCGACGGCGAGUGGUUCGGACCACGGACCUACUGUGUGGAGGACUUCCCGAGCGCCGGCCACAAGAAGGCCUUCAUCCUCUACAACUUCCUGGCCGUCUACCUGCUCCCCCUGGUGACCAUCUGCAUUUGUUACACCGCCAUGCUCUACCAGAUGGGCCAUCCAGCUGUCGAGCCAUCGGACAACACCUACCAGGUUCAGCUACUGGCCGAACGCUCCGAAGCCAUGCGCACCAAGAUCUCACGGAUGGUGGCCGUCAUGGUGCUGCUCUUCGCCAUCUGCUGGGGUCCCAUCCAGCUCUUCAUCCUAGUGCAGGCCUUCAGCCGCGACUUCAGGCGCACCUACUCCGUCUACAAGGUGAAGAUCUGGGCGCACUGCAUGUGCUACUCCAACUCCUCGGUGAACCCCAUCGUCUACGCUUUCAUGGGGGCCAACUUCCGCAAGGCCUUCAAGAAGACCUUCCCCUUCAUCUUCAAGCAGCGCGUGGGUGACGCCAGCUUGGCCAACGGUGCUGCCAACACCGAGAUGCACUUUGUCUCCUCAGGGUCGUAGACAGAGAUGGGCUCAGCUCUGCAGAUUCUAAAGUGAAGGCAGGGCGCCCUCUGCUGGAGGUGACAUGUAAGCACGUGCUUUGGAGUUUGCCGUUUGCCACCAGGGAUUUCUGGCAAUUCACUUGCAGCCCUUCAGAAGAAGACACAUCUGCUGUCCUCACUGUCCUU